AUGAGCAGCAGCACCAAGCAGAAUGGCACCCUGGACGUGUUGCAGAGAGACAGGCACAGUCACAGCAUUCCUAAUGAGGCAGGCUGAACCUGCGCAGCCUGCAGACCUCGCAGAGUACUGCCUCUGUAGUGCACUGAGCUGUACUCCGCUGGCUGUAUCCACCUCUGUGUCAGUGUGUGUGUGCAUCUCUGCCUGCCUGCGCGACCCCAGCAGCUGUGUCUGUGUGUGUGUGUGUGUGUGUGUGUGUGUGUGUGUGUGUGUGUGUGUGAGUGUGUCUGUGGGUGUGUGUGGGUGUGGUUGUAUGUGCAUGCGUAGAGCACGGCAGCAGCAGGGGCUCAGCCAGUCACUCGCCCUGGGUUGGCCUGCAUUUGAAUAUUAACAUGAUUCAUUUCUCAUCUCUCACACAGCGGAGCUGCAAGCUGAAAAAGAGCCAAGCUCCUCCUCCUCCCCUGCCACUCAGGAGCUGAUGACAAGGCUGGGCUUCUUACUGGGAGAAGGGAUCCCGGGCACGGCUCGCAUACCUAUGGAAGACAAGAAUGAAAAGAAGGUAUUUCAUAUCCUCCCGGCAGCUGCUUCAGCGGCCGCACAACACCAGAGAUAGAGAGAUAGAAGGAGGGAGGGGAGGGGAGAGUGUGUGAAAAGAAGGGAAAGAAGAAAGGAUGCUUUUUUGGUGCAGCUUGCGCUUGUCUUUGCCCUGGUUCUUUGGACUUGGAUUAAAGUCACACUACUACGGCGGGAAUGAUUCUAAUUGCAGCAAAUAAGGGUAACUCUGAACUCAACAUGUUCUCAGAUAUGUUUUGUGUGCACAAAGUGAAUGUUUGGUAAAGUAAACUACUAUAGUGUUUUGGUAUGAGCCUGAGGUAUCCAGUGUGAUGGUCUUAGGGAAACUUGAGUGGCUCUUGCAGGGGCGCUUGAGUAUGUAACACGAGUGUAUGAGCUUACGUCCAGAAAUAGAGUUAUGUCAAGUCUUCGGCUCAGUUUGUUUGGCUCUGCUAAUUAGUCUGGGGCUCAGCGUAAGAGCAGAGCACUCCUUUGAUUUCCAUCUACACGCAUGAUGCUUCUUUAGCACAUUUUGGGCCAGAAUCAGUCAUUUAAGUCACUUUAAGCUUAUAUUCCAUGAACCAUCUUCAUUCGUCGAGAUGUGAAGGUGAGAAACCCAAGAAAUUAGGGCAACAAUGGGUUUGGGAUGUUUUUUGUCCAGCAGCAGCCUUGAAGGAUGUUCUUCUCUGUGCUUCAGAGAGAAACACUUGGAGGCAUUGAUCGUCUGUUAACUAUUCUCUCUCCCAUUGACUUCUACACAGCUGUUUUACUAUCUGAGUUUAAACGCAUCAUCUGUUUAAUUCUGCCCUAGAGUAAAUGCCAUUAAGCUAUUAUGUUAUCAGCGUGGUAUGUUGGGUGGUGUAGGUUGCCUUUUCUCCACAUUACAUGGGUCGUAUUCAUUAGGCAACAAACGGAAGAAAACAGACUGAAACAGGGAGGAAUACCCGGACUUGUCCAAUAAGAGACGCUCAUUUUUUUUCCCCGUUGCAAGUUUUUUCUGUUGUGUGCCCUUAUGAAUAUGGCUAUGAUCAGAAUUUAACUAGCGUUGUUCUCCAGAGUGCUACGUUGUGAUGUAGAUGGGAAACGAUGAGGAAGAGUUAGUCCUUUGGUGAGGAACUGUUGGCAGGCUGCGGGACUUUGUCCCAAAUGGCACCCUAUUCCCUAUAUAGUUCCCUACCUUUGACCAGGGCCCAUAGCCCAAAAGUAGUGCACUAAAAAGGGAAUAGGUUGCCAUUUGGGACGUAGACUGGGGAUCUCGCCUGGGAGGAGGUACAGUGCCUUGCAAAAGUAUUCAUCCCCCUUGGCGUUUUUCCUAUUUUGUUGUAUUACAACCUGUCAUUUAAAUGGAUUUUUAUUUGGAUGUCAUGUAAUGGACAUACACAAAAUAGUCCAAAUUGGUGAAGUGAAAUGAAGAAAAUAACUUCUAAAAAAAAAUUCUACAAAAUAAAUAACGGAAAAGUGGUGCGUAUUCACCCCCUUUGCUAUGAAGCCCCUAAAUAAGAUCUGGUGCAACCAAUUACCUUCAGAAGUCACAUAAUUAGUUAAAUAAAGUCCACCUGUGUGCAAUCUAAGUGUCACAUGAUCUGUCACAUGAUCUCAGUAUAUAUACACCUGUUCUGAAAGGCCCCAGAGUCUGCAACACCACUAAGCAAGGGGCACCACCAAGCAAGCGGCACCAUGAAGACCAAGGAACUCUCCAAACAGGUCAGGGACACAUUUGUGGAGAAGUACAGAUCAGGGUUGGGUUAUAAAAAAAUAUCAGAAACUUUGAACAUCCCACGGAGCACCAUUAAAUCCAUUAUUAAAAAACGGAAAGAAUAUGGCACCACAACAAACCUGCCAAGAGAGGGCCGCCCACCAAAACUCACAGACCAGCCAAGGAGGGCAUUAAUCAGAGAGGCAACAAAGAGACCAAAGAUAACCCUGAAGGAGCUGCAAAGCUCCACAGCGGCGAUUGGAGUAUCUGUCCAUAGAACCACUUUAAGCCAUACACUCCACAGAGCUGGGCUUUACAGAAGAGUGGCCAGAAAAAGGCCAUUGCUUAAAGAAAAAAAUAAGCAAACACAUUUGGUGUUUGCCAAAAGGCAUGUGGGAGACUCCCCAAACAUAUGGAAGAAGGUACUCUGGUCAGAUGAGACUAAAAUUGAGCUUUUUGGCCAUCAAGGAAAACGCUAUGUCUGGCGCAAACCCAACACCUCUCAUCACCCCGAGGACACCAUCCCCACAGUGAAGCAUGGUGGUGGCAGCAUCAUGCAGUGGGGAUGUUUUUCAUCGGCAGGGACUGGGAAACUGGUCAGAAUGGAAGGAAUGAUGGAUGGCGCUAAAUACAGGGAAAUUCUUGAGGGAAACCUGUUUCAGUCUUCCAGAGAUUUGACUGGGAUGGAGGUUCACCUUCCAGCAGGACAAUAACCCUAAUCAUACUGCUAAAGCAACACUUGAGUGGUUUAAGGGGAAACAUUUAAAUGUCUUGGAAUGGCCUAGUCAAAGCCCAGACCUCAAUCCAAUUGAGAAUCUGUGGUAUGACUUAAAGAUUGCUGUACACCAGCGGAACCCAUCCAACUUGAAGGAGCUGGAGCAGUUUUGCCUUGAAGAAUGGGCAAAAAAUCCCAGUGGCUAGAUGUGCCAAGCUUACAGAGACAUACCCUAAGAGACUUGCAGCUGUAAUUGCUGCAAAAGGUGGCUCUACAAAGUAUUGACUUUGGUGGGGUGAAUAGUUAUGCACGCUCAAGUUUUCUGUUUUUUUGUCUAAUUUCUUGUUUGUUUCACAAUAAAAAAUAUUUUGCAUCUUCAAAGUGGUAGGCAUGUUGUGUAAAUGUAAAUCAAAUGAUACAACCCCCCCAAAAAUCCUGUUUAAUUCCAGGUUAUAAGGCAACAAAAUAGGAAAAAUGCCAAGGGGGGUGAAUACUUUCGCAAGCCACUGUAUGUAGCACACCGCUAGCCGCUAACGCUAACCCCAGCCUGACUUAUAUACACUACCGUUCAAAAGUUUGGGGUCACUUAGAAAUGUCCUUGUUUUCGAAAGAAAAGCAAUUUUUUUGUCCAUUAAAAUAACAUCAGAUUGAUCAGAAAUACAGUGUAGACAUUGUUAAUGUUGUAAAUGGCUAUUAUAGCUGGAAAUGGCUGAUUUUUUAUGGAAUAUCUACAUAGGCGUACAGAGGCCCAUUAUCAGCAACCAUCAGUCCUGUGUUCCAAUGGCACGUUGUGUUUGCUAAUCCAAGUUUAUCAUUUUAAAAGGCUAAUUGAUCAUUAGAAAACCCUUUUGCAAUUAUGUUAGCACAGCUGAAAACUGUUGUGCUGAUUAAAGAAGCAAUAAAACUGGCCUUCUUGAGACUAGUUGAGUAUCUGGAGCAUCAGCAAUUGUGGGUUCGAUUACAGGCUCAAAAUGGCCAGAAACAAAUAACUUUCUCCUGAAACUCGUCAGUCUAUUCUUGUUCUGAGAAAUAAAGGCUAUUCCAUGCGAGAAAUUGCCAAGAAACUGAAGAUCUCCCUUCACAGAACAGCGCAAACUGGCUCAAACCAGAAUAGAAAGAGGAGUGGGAGGCCCCGGUGCACAACUGAGCAAGAGGACAAAUACAUUAGAGUGUCUAGUUUGAGAAACAGACGCCUCACAGGUCCUCAACUGGCAGCUUCAUUAAAUAGUACCCACAAAACACCAGUCUCAACGUCAACAGUGAAGAGGCGACUCCGGGAUGCUGACCUUCUAGGCAGAGUUGCAAAGAAAAAGCCAUAUCUCAGACUGGCCAAUAAAAAGAAAAUAUUAAGAUGGGCAGUCUGAGAUAUGGCUUUUUUUUUGCAACUUGCUAUGUAGAUAUUCCAUAAAAAAUCAGCCGUUUCCAGCUACAAUAGCCAUUUACAACAUUAACAAUGUCUACACUGUAUUUCUGAUCAAUUUUAUGUUAUUUUAAUAUACUUUUUUUUUCUUUAGAAUACAAGGACAUUUCUAAGUGACCCCAAACUUUUGAACGGUAGUGUACAUACUAGAUGGUGGAGAGAGAGAAAAGCAGCCGAGAGGAGAAUAUAGGGGACAAACCUAGAGUUUGGAGUUAUGGCAUUAGCACUUGAGUACCAGGAAGAGCAUGGUGAUCAAUCAUGGGCUGAGCUCUUCUGGUUGCAAGUUGGCAUUCAGUUGUUCAUGGCUCAAGUCUUGUCUGAAAGUGCUGAUGUAGGAUCAGUUUAGCCUUUUAGAUCAUAAUGAAUCAGAUUAUUUUGGACAGGAGGGACCUGAUCCUUGAUCAGCACUCCUACUCUGAGAUACGAGUUCUGGUCUCGUUUUAGACCUGAGUUUGCUGUUUUGAAAGCCUCGCUUUGUUUACCGAGCAAGCUCAUGCCCUCACCUUGUGUGUCAUGCUCACAUGUGAACCGCUUAUUUAUUUGUCCAGGAAUUUCCAUUGCUUGCACAUGAUUCGGGUUAUUUGCUUUGGUAAAAAGAAAUCGACUUGGCUCAUAUUUUCCGGUCUGCUCCCAUAUAAGGAGAAAAGCUCUUUAUUCCCAAAUGAAAAAUAUGAACAUGUUUUUAUUGUUAAACUUUGUAGCUAUGAGAUUCCAUUCAUACUGAUUGCUGUAGUAUUAUUUACUUAGCUCAACCGUCCUCUCACUGCUCUCUCUUUUCUUCUCUUAUCAUGUUUUACUAUAUGAUGAUGAUGAUGAUGAUGAUGACGACGACAACAACUUCAUAGACCUAUGUGUUUUUAUUAACAAUGCAUUUCAGGAAUACUCUGAGUAUACCAAACAUUAGGAACACCCCCCCUUUUGCCCUCAGAACAGGCUUAAUUUCGUCAGGGCAUGGACUCAAGGUGUCUCUACAAGCGUUCCACAGGGAUGCUGGCCCAUGUUGACUCCAAUGCUUCCCACAGUUAUGUCAAGUUGGCUGGAUGUCCUUUGGGUGGUGGACCAUUCUUGAUACACACAGGGAAACUGUUGAGUGUGAAAAAUCCAGCAGCGUUGCGGAACUAGACCCCAACCGGUACGCCUGGCACCUACUACCAUACCCCGUUCAAAGGCACUUAAAUAUUUUGUCUUGCCCAUUAACCCUCUGAACGGCACACAUACACAAUCCAUCUCAAUUGUCUCAAGGCUUAAAAAUCCUUCUUUAACCUGUCUCCUCCCCUUCAUCUACACUGAUUGAAGUGGAUUUAACAAGUGACAUCAAUAAGGGAUCAUAGCUUUCACCUGGAUUCACCUGGUCAGUAUAUGUCAUGGAAAGAGCCGGUGUUCUUAAUGUUUUGUAUACUAAGUGUAUAUUUGACUGCCAUGUGGGAUCAAUAAAAUAAAAUAAAAGAUGUGUUUCUCCUCCUCCUCCUCCUCCUCCAGUGCUCAGUGACUAGUCAGGGUAUCAGUCCCUGCUCCAGUCUGACCAGUAGCACGGCGUCCCCCUGCACAGAGAGCCCGUGCUCCACCCUCAACAGCCUCAGCCACAGCAGCAGUGGUCACGGCAGACCUCCUCUGAGUCACUCCAGCCCCUGUGGGACCAUCACCAGCCCCAGCUCCACGCUCGAGAGCAAGGACAGCGGGAUCAUAGGUGAGAGACACUCGGGUUGCGAGUUUUUUCCACCCCUUCCCACCCACCCGCCCUUGCAACUAGGGUUGCUUGUCAGUCAGUCCCCCCCUCCCUCCUCUAUGUAGGGGCCACUCUGGUCAAAAGUAGUACACUAUAGAGAUUAGGGUGCCAUUUGGGACACAAUCUCACCCACCCACUCAAUCAAUCAGUCAUUCAGUCCCCAGCUUUUCCUCAGUACUAUUUACAUUAUGCACAAUGCGCAUAGGAAUGGACCUAGAAUGUCCUUCAUGCCUCUUGUGUCCCAUGACACUAGCAUCAUCAACAGUCUCAACAGAAUAACUCUGCUUUACCCUGAUCAUUCCAAUCUAGCAUUAAUAACACAGACUAUAUAUACUUAUAACCUUCAUCUAAUCCAACAUCUUUGAGUGUUUUACCCUUUUAUGGAUGCUCUGAAUGAAAAGUGUAAGUGUCAAUGUUGUUCCUCUACUUUGUCAGUGUCGGUUUCAUCACUUCUGUAUUGAGCUGUUAGUGGUGUGUUAGAGAGUAGUGGUGGUGACAGUUUCAACAGCAUGUGACUUGUCUAUUCGUCUAGUAGCAGGGGCUUUAGGAGAUUUGGGGAUUUACACAGGUUGACAGGAAGAUUAGUUAUUACUGUAUUCAUUUCCUCUGUGGUUUCUGCUUAAAGGUCUCAGGGACAGUGAAACCUACUAGAAAUCCAUUCGGAAUUCUGACAUAGGGCCUACAGAGCCGUUUGUCAUGAAACGUUCGUUUUUCACUGUCUUUUUUUCUCUGGUUAGUGACAUUCAUUUCUCAAGGCUCCAGUUGAUUUGGACCAAACUAGGACAAAAGCAGUUAACCUUCUCUUUCUUUCCGAGGCAUCUAACUAGGACAUUGAGAUUCUAUCCCCUAUUGUAUGGUCACCCAGGUAGACAGAUUAGGCCUAUAUGAAAAUAAAAUGAAGAUAGAAGACCACCUGUUACAAUAGCCUCUGCUGAUCUAAAUGACAAAUGGUAACCUGUUGUCGAGGUCAUGGCCCUUUUUGUGGCCAAGCCAGACUUGGUUUGUUGGCAGUGAUACAUCUCCCGAAUGCAAAUCCUGUGCUGCUGUUGAUAUAAUUGAUUACUGUGACUUAUUUUCCCCCUAGCCCCCAGUGCAAUAUCAUAGCUGCUAAAUAAUUCAUUCUGGCUGUGAUAUUGUAUCUGCCAUAGUGAAGCAGCGUGAAUAGCGUUGUGCCGUGCCUAGCUACUGCCUACCUACCUACAGUACAGUCCAGGUUGAGACAGAGAGAUAGGGCCGUAUGCAUCAAAGAUCUCAGAGUAGGAGUGUUGGUCUAGGAUCAGGUCCUCUCUGUCCAUGUAAUUUUAUUCAUUGUGAUCGAAAAGGCAAAACUGAUCCUAAAUCAGCACUCCUAGUCUGAGACGCUUGAUACAUAGGCCUCUAUGCCUUUAGCUGAGUAGCGGCCUAAAGGUUUCUCCUUCAAACGCAUAGAAUUCUGUUUGGGAGUGAAGGACAAGCUAUAACAUUGGUCCGGAACAUUGUCCCCAGUGAGUAGGGCUUCUUGGGUUAUUUAAAAGGCAGAGAGAGAAGCCAAGUAGGCUACGUUCCAAAUGGCACCCUAUUCCAUAGGGCUCUGGUCAAAAGUAGUGCACUAUGCAGGGAAUAGCGUGCCAUGAGACUGAUUCAUAGCUCUGAUGAAUACUAUUCAGGGCCUUUGAAGUGGUUGAAAUGGACUGUGGAAGAAGCAGGAUAAGAGAAGUCAGGGAAUCAUUUACUUCAAAAGCCCAUAUUAUUCUGACUGAUUUUUUAAACAGCACGUUGGGUGGGAUGAUGUGUGUUGACAUAUGAAAACCCUCAGCUGCUGUUGUGGUGUGGGACCCAGGGAAGGGAGGGCAUCCGAAAGAGGAGGCUAAAGAGGGUCAUAGGAAUGGUCACAAUCAGUUAUUCAUGGUGUAAAUAAUAGUCAUAAGCAGUUAUUAAUGUUGUAAUUAAAGGUGCUACGCAUCUUAUGUUUAUAUUUUAUUUAAAUUUAAGAAAAAAAAUCCAUAAUAUAUCUGCCGCUAAUAGUGGAAUAAUAGUGUUUCACAGUAUUACUUAACCACCAGUGUUGUGAUUGGCUGUGAUAUUCACCUUUUGAUAUCUCCAGCCGGGCCGGCUUCUGUUGUCAAAAUGGGUGUUUUGACUUUGUUGCUGUGUUAUCUAGUGGAAACCGGGGUAAACGGCCAAUAUAGAAAUCGCUCAGUCAGUUUGCUCAAUUUCAGUUUAUGUGAGAAAACAAGCCCUGAAUAGUGUAGGGAAUCAUUGUACCAUCUAAAUCGCUGUAAAAUAUAUUUUCAAUAACAAAAAAUAUAAUUUUUACAGCUGUUUGAAGCUGGUAGACCAAAACCGAAAGUAAAAGGCUCAAGCGUGAGUCUCCGCCAUGUAACAAGGAAAUGGGAUGCAGGGGAGUGGGGAGAUUCACCUAGCUUCCACAUAGUGGAGAAAUUCUGUGUAGUACUUUCAAUGGUCAUAAGCAGUUAUUCAUGUUGUAAAUAAUGGUCGUAAGCAGUUAUUCAUGUAGUAAAUAAUGGUCAUAAGCAGUUGUUCAUGUUGUAAUUAAUGGUCAUAACCAGUUAGCCUAUUCAUGUUGUUAUUAAUAGUCAUAAUAAGUUAUUCAUGUCGUAAAUAAUGGUCAUAAGCAGUUAUUCAUGUUGUAAAUAAUGGUCAUAACCAUCUACUGAUGUUAUAAAGCAGAGGAGCAAGGAUACAAAUAAGCACCUAGUGUAAGAUAGCAGGCUAUUUUACCUGUUCAUUCAGACCACUUUGGUCCAUCUUUGUGAUUCAUUAAAUUAUGCUUAUGAGCGAGUAUCAAAUGUUACAAAAUUGGGUGAUUUCUGAAUUGCCUAAUAUUUGCACAAGCAAGCAUCAGGUGAGUUAUCCCAGAUGUAUUUGUUAUGUUAAUAUUAGCGAUGAUGCAACACACAGCACCGUUAUGAAAUCCAGAUUAGCUGUGUUGUACAGUAGGUCUACUCUAAUGCUCCCGAAAACAGACCCAGUCCCAUUUCUCUGACUGUACCCAUGUGUGCGUCCCAAAUGACUCCCUAUUCCUUUUAUAGUGCAAUACUUUUGACCGUCAAAAGUAGUGCACUAUAUAGGGAAUACAGUGCCAUUUGGGACGCAUCCCCCUGUUUUGGAGCCCAGCUGCCAGUCGGUGGCUUUUGAUUUUCCCCUCAGCUUUUAGUGAUUGUAUUUAGCAUGACCAGCCAGGCCUGAGGAGAGGAUUAAAGGGGAUUUGCUUUCAUGUAAGCAAACACCUGUCUAAACUCUAAAAUGCAAGUCAGCUUUUCUCCACACCAGCCCCCUUUUACUCCCUCCUAAAUAUUGUGUUCUUGUGGUCUCUUCAUAUAAGAGGAUCUGACCUGUAUAUGUAAGGUUUGUCCCAAAUGGCACCAUACUCCCUAUAUAGUGCACUACCUAUGGGCCUUGGUCAAAAGUAGUGCACUAUAUAGGGAAAAUAAUGCAUUUUGAGACUGAGCCGUAGCUACAGUAUCAACCUCAGCUUGACAAUGUUAUGUUGGACGGAUGAUACUGUUUGGAGGCAAACAUACUUUAUGUACACUAUUAUUAUUAAAGCAGUUUUCUAAGAUACUCCAUUCAGCAGACCUUUGAUAAGGAGGGAAAUAAUGGUGGUUAAAACCAAGCUGAAAAAGACUUGCUAGGGAGAAGCUGGAUUGAGGAAAUUAAUGCCAUAAAUCUACCCACCCUUGCCUUCGCUGGAUAGCUCUCAUUAGUUGGAGCUAAAUGUAGCGGUAAAUAUCAGAUCAGGUGGAGGAUGUUGAUAAGGUCAAUGAAAAAGAGUGGGAGCGCUAAAGACUCAUAACUUCUCCAUUAUAGCCCAAUGUCGUUUCACUCUGCAACAAGGUGUAGAGAAAUCUGGAUAAUGAUAAUGACGUUCUGCUACAAUUUUCUACUCCUCUCUCUCUCUCGGCUGCCUAACGUCUAUCGCCCUCGAGCAUGAGAGACGAGCGCUCUGAGAGAAGAGCGAGGCCUUGCAGAUGAAUGACAGAAGCGAAGCUACAGCUCCUCGCCCCGACGCGAGAGCGCAAGAAGACGAGAAAGAAGUAAGAGAGCCCAGAGAAGAGGCCCUGGCCAGCCUCGCAGACGCAGCCAGCGAGCGAGAAGAUAGAAAUAGACCGCUGAGACUGCUACGAGAGAGCAUCCCUCUCACACUCCCGACGCGAGACACGUUAGAGAUCAAUCCGAUCCGAUCGCUAAAGACGUCGAUCAUCCUCCUCUCUCUCUCUCUCCAUCUCAUACCUCGCAUCCUAAGCCUCUCUCUUUCAUUGAUCCUCCUCUCUCUCUCUCAUCUCUCUCUCUCUCUCUCAUCCUCCUCAUCCUCUCUCUCUUUCUCGCUCUCUCCCUCAUCUUUACUUCCCCCUCCUCCUCCCUUUCUCUCUCGCUCAGCCACCAUCACCAGCUCCUCAGAGAAUGAUGACCGCAGCGGCUCCAGCCUGGAAUGGAGUAAAGAUGGCAGCCUGAGGAGCAGCGGGCACCAUGGCCUGGCUCCCAGCGUGCGGGUCGAUACGUGCUCUCCCGUGGCCGAGGAAGACCCCAGCGGACCCCCAGAGACCACCGCCCCAUCCAGGACAGAGUACCCCACAGGCUCCCCAGCAGGGGCCGCCGGAGGAGCAGCAGCAGGACCAAGCCACCCACCAGAGGGCCCCGUUCCAUACCCCACAGCACACACCUCCUCGUCCCUCAUGAUGCCGCGGCCCAACUCUGUCGCAGGUAAGAACACUUUGCUCCGGGUGCUUCAUGAUGUGGAGAAGGACAUUAUCUGGACUUGUACACUGGUUUGA
Coregonus sp. 'balchen' is the source of this 10872-nucleotide messenger RNA. NCBI's taxonomy places the organism in Eukaryota, Metazoa, Chordata, Actinopteri, Salmoniformes, Salmonidae. The record is from the annotation of a GenBank genome assembly.